Messenger RNA from Sphenostylis stenocarpa, 2181 nucleotides. NCBI's taxonomy places the organism in Eukaryota, Viridiplantae, Streptophyta, Magnoliopsida, Fabales, Fabaceae. The record is from the annotation of a GenBank genome assembly.
AUGGGGCCUCUUGUGAUUUCUUCAAGUUUUCUUUGGUUUCUGUGCUUUGUUCUCAGUGCACACGUAGAAGCUAAUAACGGUUGGCUUAACGCUCAUGCAACGUUCUAUGGGGCCAAUCAAAAUCCCACCACCCUUGGAGGAGCUUGUGGCUACGAUGACACAUUUCAUGCUGGGUUUGGUGUGAACACUGCCGCAGUGAGCACCAUGCUAUUCAGAGAUGGUGAGGUUUGUGGAGCAUGCUACCAAGUAAUGUGUGACUUUAGGGCAGACUCCAAAUGGUGCCUUAUCAGCCGCAGUGUAACGGUAACCGCCACAAACUUUUGCCCUCCGAACAACCACGGAGGGUGGUGUGACCCCCCUUACCACCACUUCGACAUGUCCAUGCCAGCUUUCAUUCGCAUUGCACGACAGGGCAAUGAAGGCAUUGUGCCUGUUCUUUAUAGAAGGGUGGCGUGCAAGAGAAGAGGGGGAGUGAGGUUCACACUGAAGGGGCAAUCCAAUUUCAACAUGGUGAUGAUAUCCAAUGUUGGUGGGAGUGGGGGUGUGAAAGCUGUGUGGAUCAGAGGAUCCAGAAGUGGAGCAUGGUUGGCAAUGCACAGGAACUGGGGAGCCAACUGGCAGAGCAGUGCAGAUCUCAGAAACCAGAGACUCUCAUUCAAGAUCACAUUGGUUGAUGGCAUGACUCUGGUCUUCCUCAAUGUGGUGCCUUCCACUUGGAGAGUCAAAUUUGAUCUGCGUUUGGCAAUGUCGUGGAAGCAGUUAUUCUCUGCGUCUCGGAACUUCGCCGCCACUUUUGUGCGUCAAUGCUCUUCCACGGCCACCACAAACCGUAGAAACCUCUAUUCCCGAAUCAGUCCCCUCGGUGACCCUUCCCUCAGCGUAGUCCCCGUUCUAGACCAGUGGAUCCAGGAAGGAAACGCCGUUAACGCCCCCCUCCUCCAACGCAUCAUCAAAGUCCUCCGUUCUCGCAAGCGCUUCACCCAAGCACUUCAGGUUUCUGAAUGGAUGAGUAGCAAAGGGAUUUGCCUAAUUUCCCCGGGUGACCAAGCGGUGCAGCUAGAUCUCAUUGGUAGGGUUCAUGGAGUGGAGACUGCAGAGAGAUAUUUUCAGAGUUUGAGUGAUGGAGACAAAAAUUGGAAGCUUCACGGUGCUCUUUUGAACUGUUAUGUGAGACAGGGAUUGGUUGAAAAGUCACUCUCCCAGAUGCAGAAGAUGAAGGACAUGGGUUUUGUUUCGUUUCUCAAUUACAACAACAUAAUGUGCCUCUACAUGCAAACCGAACAACUUGAGAGAGUCCCUGAUGUUUUGGCUCAGAUGAAGGAGGAUGGUGUUCCUCCAAACAUUUUCAGCUACAGGAUUUGCAUGAACUCUUAUGGCGCGAGAGGUGACCUCGCGAAUGUGGAGAAACUGUUGGAGGAGUUGGAGAGGGAACCCCACGUUGGCACAGAUUGGAUGACAUAUGUUAUGGUGGCCAGGUUCUACAUAAAAGCAGACAUGAAGGAAAAGGCAUUGAUGUACCUGAAGAAGUGUGAGGAAAAGGCAGACAAGCGAGACGCGCUUGCCUACAACCAUCUGAUUUCACACUAUGCAAGUCUUGGAAGCAAGAGUGCCGUAAUGAGGAUUUGGAGGCUGCAGAAAGCCAACUGCAAGAAGCAGUUUAACAAUGAGUAUAUAACCAUGUUGGGAUGUUUGGUGAAGAUGGGGGAGCUUGAUCAAGCUGAAGAAGUACUCCAUGAGUGGGAGUUAUCUGGUAACACUUAUGAUUUCAGAGUACCUAACAUCCUUCUGAUUGGGUAUUCCCAAAGGGGAUUGGUGGAGAAAGCAGAAGCACUGCUCCGGAAUAUGGUUGCGAAAGGGAAGACGCCGACUCCGAACAGUUGGAGCAUCAUUUCAUCUGCGUAUGUGGCUAAGGAGAACAUGGAGAAGGCAUUUCAGUGCAUGAAGGAGGCUGUGGCUGUGCAAGCACAGAAUAAACGUUGGAGACCAAAUGCUGAUGUUAUUUCCAGCAUAUUGAGUUGGGUCAAUAUUAACAAAGAUAAAGGGGAAGUGGAAGAUUUCGUCAAUUCAUUGAAGACUGUCCUUGAUCAAGAUGGUAGAUGUGGGAAGGAUGUAGAUGGGCAUUUAGAAAGUAUGAAAGUUAAUAAUAUUGAGAUGGAAGAAGAGAUAAAGGAAACUCCUUAA